Frankliniella occidentalis (western flower thrips) is the source of this 1006-nucleotide messenger RNA. RefSeq lists its product as uncharacterized. The coding region runs from base 167 to 715 and encodes 182 amino acids. The transcript has 2 exons. The record is from RefSeq and is a predicted model, not a curated record. Lineage: Eukaryota; Metazoa; Arthropoda; Insecta; Thysanoptera; Thripidae.
GGUGAUAGUGGUGCCACAGGUGGGAUAGCUAAAUGGGCGGGAGUCUCGGCUAGAGCCACCAGACCGCCAGAAAGCAGCGGACGAGCAGGAGUGAGCUCGCCAAGCAGCAGCAGCUGUAGAUCUGAUUCACGGCGGAACGAUAGGCGAACAAACCCGUCUUUCGAACAUGAUGUUCCAGCCCAACAUGAUGCGCACGGCCAUGCUUGUCACCGUGCUCGUGCUGCUCAUUUUCUUUCUGUACCCGGCUGCCAUCGUACGCCUCAUCGUUGCCUCUGGCGAGCUCAAUCCCUUCCGGAACCUCACCCUGCCAAGCCAACACCAUCGCCAGUAUGCCGAAUCCGGACGCUUUCGCAGCAGCGGGAAUCUAAAGGGUGUCAAUGCGCAAAACGCUAACAACGUCACUGCGACAGAGGCCAUCGUCGGCUUUACGUCUACCACUGUCGUGCGCUCUGGUUCAAGCAUCACUUCCAGUAUUGCCUCUAGCACUUACUUCCCUUCUGCACCCGCCACAUCUUCCAGUAUAGUUCCGAGUACUGCCUCCCGUGAGGAAACCACUCGCAACGCGAUAGUUGUUGGUGGUCGUCUGUUUGUGAGCCAUAACCUUGCCCCCGUGGAGGUCUUGCCAACCCCAAGCGCGCCUGCCGGACUGCUCUCCAGGCGGAUACACGCUCGACACGCCCGCGCCCACCGAUGGCCAGAGAUGCCUGCCGUCUAAGACUUUGACUGACGGACGGCGACAUUUUAUUUGAUCUGAAUAACUUUAAAACAAUAAUACGACUAAAAGAUCUCAACCAAACCGCCGUUUUUCCGCGGACCUCUUCGGAGGAAAAAGGAUUGACUGACUAUAAUACUGAAAAGAGGACUCUACGGCCAAGGGUAUUGUAAAAAAAUAAUAUGUGUUAGAAACGCAAUUGUAUACGUCUAAGUGUUCAUAAAGUAGUUUUAAUACCUUUGUUGUACAUAUUUGAACAUUUGAACACGUCACAGAUAAAUUAUUAAUGACUAA